Molecule: messenger RNA, 5370 nt
Organism: Sphaerodactylus townsendi
Lineage: Eukaryota; Metazoa; Chordata; Lepidosauria; Squamata; Sphaerodactylidae
Gene: ZZZ3
Product: zinc finger ZZ-type containing 3
Exons: 14
Coding region: 415-3129 (904 amino acids)
Molecular function (GO): zinc ion binding
Source: RefSeq, a predicted model, not a curated record
GUAACCACAGUUGCCUGGCAGUGAUUCAGGACCUCCACCUCAUCACCAAGAGAUUUACAUCUAUAUAUAUAAAAAUCUAUCAGUGCGUUUUUCUGCUGACAGCUGCGUCCACUGGACUACAGUGUCCAGUCUUUUCUGCAGGAUUUGAAGGGGAUAUUGCCAUUAUCAGAUCAUUUGAUGGCAGAAUGCUGCAGGUGUGCAGUGUGUUCGAUUGCAAGCCAAAGGCACUGACCAUCUUUCCUGUAAAAAGAACAAAAACACAAUACGAGGUUAACUGAAUUUGUGGAUGAUCUGACUUCCAUUAGUCUCCCUUUACAGUGAUGAUAAAAUAUGUUUGUGAGAACAGACAAUUUCAUGGCAGAGGUUUCCGAAUGAGUGGAUCAUGAGGAACAUACUUUAGGGACUUGCCAUAGUAUGGCUGCUUCUCGAUCUACUCGUGUCACAAGAUCAACAGUGGGGUUAAAUGGUUUGGAUGAAAAUUUUUGUGGCAGAACUUUAAGAAACCGUAGCAUCGCUCACCCAGAGGAAGUUUCUUCUCUUCCGCAAGUACGAUCCAGAUCUCCAAAGAAGAAACCAGAAUCUCUGCAGACACAGAAGGGAAAUAACAGUGGAAGAACAACUGAUACAAAGCAGCAGAGCUCUAGGGAAUCAUGGGUAAGCCCUAGAAAAAGGGGACUGUCUACUUCGGAAAAGGAUAGUAUUGACAGGCAGAUUGUGGAGAAUUGUGAGAAGAAGCAAGUGGAACCUGUCUCACCAGUUUUAAAGCGAGUUAAGCGCUGCCUACGCUCAGAGGCACAAAAUACUUCAGAAGAAGUGCUGCCCUCUAAAACAGCAAAGGAACGAUUGGAGCGCAAAAGCUCACAAUCGGACAAUGUUGCAGUCUCUCCAGGCACUAAACGAGCUUGUCGCUAUCUUAUACUGGACAAUGGUGAUAAAGGGGAAGUUAAAAAAGUGAAUGUGUGUACAGAAAGGUGUAACAGUUCAGUAUCUGAAGAACUCGUAGGAUGUCAGACUGUCAAUGGAAUUGAUGGGAAAGAUUCAGAUGCUAUCAAGUGUGACAGUCAGCUUGAUGGGAAUACUUCACAGCACAAUGCUGAUUCCUGUUCAUCCAAGGAAAAAUCUGUAGCAGAAAAUGGCAAUUCACUGUCCCAUUCUUCAUUUUUUCUUAACAGAAGUAAGGAGGACAGUUUUAUAGACCACAGUGUGCCUUGCACAAACCUACAAGAACAGUUAAAGUUAGAGGACCACAAACAAUUAAACAACUCUUUGCCUGAGGAACCUGCUAAUCAGGCGCAUGAGUCAGGUACGGGUAAAGGGUCCUUUUCUGAAACCCAUUCAUCUUUAUUAAGGGAUUCUGAGGAGGAAGUAGAUGUAGUGGGGGAUAGUAGUGCCUCAAAGGCUGCUGAAAAUACCAACAGCAACUUGGACAACUGUCAUGACAGUACAUCAAUCUCAGGUGAACUUGAACCACCAGUUUCUGUGUUGGACUGUAUUUCAACCCAAAUUGCAUCAGCAUCAGAACCUCAAGAACACAGAUAUGUUCUGAGAACAUCACCAUGGAGGGUAGGCUCAGCCAAAGGUAGCCCUACUAAAAAUCACUCUCCAUGUAGAGAAAAUGGACAGCCUGAGGAAAUCAAUCAUAGUGCCCCUGUGAAGAAUGUAGAAUCAAGUAUUACUAAUAUCAAUGGAUCUUCUGUAAACACAGAAAACAUUCAGAGAGAGAAAGAAAACGUUUGUGAUUCUGGGGACUGUGUAGAGGAAAAACUAAGCAAACCAUCUGGAGAGGCUAGACUUGUUACUGGAUCGUUAUCAUCUGCCAAAGAGAGUGCCAAUCUUCAUGCUGUAGAGGAUGAGGAGGAAGAGCCUGAUGUGUAUUUCUUUGAAUCAGAUCAUGUGGCAUUGAAACACAACAAAGAUUAUCAGAGACUGUUACAGACGAUUGCAGUACUCGAGGCACAGCGUACUCAAGCAGUUCAAGAUCUUGAGAGUUUAGGGAGACACCAGAGAGAAGCACUGAAAGAUCCCAUUGGAUUUGUGGAAAGACUCCAAAAGAAGGUUGAUAUAGGGCUUCCUUACCCACAGAGAGUUGUUCAGCUGCCAGAGAUAUCAUGGGACCAAUAUACAACAAGUCUUGGAAAUUUUGAGCGAGAAUUCAGAAACCGAAAACGUAACAGUAGACGAGCAAAGCUUAUUUUUGAUAAAGUUGGUUUACCUACAAGACCAAAAAGCCCUUUGGAUCACAGAAAGGAUGGUGAGGCCACUUCAUACUCUGUAUUGCCUUUUAGUGAUUGUCCAGAAGCUUCAACAAACAACCGUCCACAGCAGAUGAUAAGAGGGCGAUUUUACGAUGAGACCAAACCUGAAACAUUUAACCAGCUGUGGACUAUAGAAGAACAGAAAAAACUUGAACUGUUGCUCUUGAAGUAUCCUCCAGAGGAGGUAGAGUCUCGUCGGUGGCAGAAGAUUGCAGAUGAGCUAGGAAACAGAACAGCAAAGCAGGUUGCCAGUAGAGUGCAAAAGUAUUUCAUAAAAUUGACUAAAGCAGGUAUUCCAGUUCCAGGUAGAACUCCAAACUUGUAUUUGUACUCCAAAAAGUCAUCAAGUAGACGGCAACAUCCUCUGAACAAACAUCUCUUCAAGCCCUCAACUUUCAUGACAUCCCAUGAACCCCCUGUGUAUAUGGAUGAGGAUGAUGACAGGUCCAGUUUUCAUAGCCACAUGGGCAAUACAGCUGAGGAAGAUGUAUCGGAUGAAGAAAGUAUUCCUGUAGCAUACCGUGAAUUACCAGAAUACAAAGAGCUGCUUAAACUAAAAAAAUUGAAGAAAAAGAAACUGCAGCAGAUGCAUGCAGAAAGUGGCUUUGUGCAGCACAUAGGCUUCAAGUGUGAUAACUGUGGCACUGAACCCAUCCAAGGAAUUCGGUGGCACUGCCAAGAUUGCCCUUCAGAAAUGUCCUUGGAUUUCUGUGAUUCUUGUUCUGACUGUCUCCAUGAAACAGAGAUUCACAAGGAAAAUCACCACUUGGAGCCUAUUUACAGAUCAGAGAUGUUCUUAGACAGAGACUACUGCAUGUCCCAAGGUGCCAGUUAUAAUUACCUUGACCCCAACUACUUUCCUGCAAAUAGAUGACAUGGGAAGCGAAUGACAACUUGAAAGCUUAGGAUCCUCUUUGAAAACCGACAGUGGCACUGCCGCUGAUUCAGUUCCCACUUUGGAAAGAUGCUUGCUUUCCCUCUGGAGGAAUGUCACUCACAGCAUGAGAGCUUCCCAGGCACCCUCAUCACACUAUUGCUCUCUGAUCUGUCAUGAUUCUAGAUCAUUGAACAGAGGCUGAUCAUUCCUAGUGUGCGGGAGGUUUUACUUUCACCACGUUAGUCAUUUUUAGGUGGUGAGUCUAAAGAGAGGUGUUAAAAAAAAAGUCUGGCCAGAAAUGAAAUCACACAUUAAAGAUGGUCAGUUCUAAAGGUGGUAAAGAACUUGGCUAUUAGGAGAUGUGGAAAUGAUGAAGUACUUACAUUAAAAACAGUUUAGUGGUUUGCAGUUUUGUUGUGAAAUAGUUUUCAGCACAGAAACUGACUUUUUUAGGCGAGGUUUUAACCGAUGACAGUGUUUGCUUCUAGGUCGUAUUCAAACAAUCACUGUCCCUGUGAUGGUCAGUAACAGGCCUGUAUUAAAUUGGAGCUGCUUAAUCCCAUUGACACUUUUAUUUUUCUUUCUUUUUCUUUUCACCACAAGAUACUUUUAUUUACCAACAGUCAAGCACUACAGGUGGCAAUGGUGGCAUUGCUCCUUAUCCAGCUCAUGGUGUGUGAAUAUUAUAAAAUUGUCAUGCAGAUAUAUUUUUAAAUGUAAUGUUAUAUAAGAUGACCAUGUGAUGUGUACAAAAAUAUGGUGAAAAGUGCCAGUGGUAGUAACUGUGUAAAGUCUUUUAUAACCCAACAUUAACUCUGAUUAAGAAAAUACACAGCCUUCUGCCUCUGUAUAUGGAGUUGGUGAUACAACUCAUCAAAGAAAACUGCCUAAUAUAAAUCAUAUAUGGUAAUAAUUUUCCUCUUUUGUAGUAUGCACAAGAUCCAUGAGAGAUUGUAUUUUUAUUACUAUUUAAACAAGUGAUUAAAUUUAGCCUGAGCAGUGAGCACGGGUUCACAUGCAUUCUUUUAUACUGCUGGAUUUCGUUGUGCAUCAUUUAAAACAUUUUGUAUGUUUCUUCUUAUCUGUGUAUACAGUAUGUUCUUAAAUAAUGUUCAAUUGUCAGGAGAACUGUGAGAAAUAAACUAUGUGGAUACAGUCUGUUUAUAUAUAGAAUGCUUACUGUGGCUUUUUUCUGACUUUUGAACCAAAAUUAAAAUUGAGAGUACCAUUUAGUUCAUAAAGCCAGUGGGCGCCUGAUUCUGUUGGUGCUCAGUGUGUCCUUCUGAUCUUCUCCUGCUCUGUUUGCUCACUCUGUUCCAGGAUUAGUCUCCAAUACAUUGAUCUUAUCAAAUCUACCCAAUUCACAACCCCAAGUAUGCUCCAAAAUGCAGAUGGAAUUCUUGUGUGCAUGCUGUUCCAUUCACUUUUGAAGGACUGGAUUGUACACCUAGAACAAUCUUCAUGAAGAGCUGUUUUCUGUACUGAAAUGACUGGGGCAGCUCUUGUGAUUGCAUGUGAGAGCUAUUCAUGUCUCUAAGAAAUCAUUUGAUCACAACUAUUUCAUGGAAGUACAUAUAGCUGAAAUCAAGAAAACUUCCAUGUAAUGUGGUCAUGAUCAUGGUAUGCAUUUCCUUGUAUUCUUUUUACAAAUGCUGUUGUGCCCUAACUCCCAGACAAACAGACAUUUUGUAUGCUUUACUAGCCUCAAAAUAGCAGUAAUUAGGAAGCUUUGAAAUAUUUGUGAUAUAUUUUUAGUUAAUAUAUCAUUAUGACCUGUAUUACUUGUGAUUUCAGAAAUGCUGAUUAUUUUAACUGUAAUAGAUUUCUAUUUGCUUAAACAAAACUUGAAUUUUCAGAAUAACUUAGCCUAAGUGUUGAAUUUAAGCCUCAGCAGUAACUAACAAAGAAUUGGCUGGUACAUUGAUAGCUUUAAUAUCAGUUUUUAAUCACAGUGUUAAUUUUCACAGUGUUUGUUCAGGUGAAAUCACUUUUUUGUUAGAGGAGUUUAAGCAUUUUUUAAUAUAUUGGCUAGAUGAUGCAGUACCAUUUCUAUAUGACUGAGCAGUAUAAUACAUCGUUUGUAAGCAUAUCUCAUUCUUUGAGAAAUUUAAUAAACCAAAAAAUAUACAAUGUAAAAGAAUACACCUGAUGUAUUUCACGUUUCUCUUUUAUGGAAGCAAAACAAAAUUGCUUUGGGGAAGUAAAAUCACUAUUAUGCAAAUAAAAAAUAUUUUUUCA